CUUUCCUUCUGUUGACAGGGCUUCACGCAAUCGCAGUUGAGAAGUCGCUGACAAGUUGCACGCAAUGGCGUCUGAAGCCGAGUUGGCCGCUCUGCACGCGGACCUCACCGCCAAGCAGGCCGAUGUAAAUCGCACGGGCGACGAGGUGCGCGCCAUGAAAGGCGCCCUCAAGGAGAAGAAGGUGGACAAAGCGGAGGUCGACAAAGUGGUGGCAAAGCUGACGGCGCUGAAGUUGGAGCUCAAAGCAGCAGAGGAUGCCUACAAAGCGAAAGCGGGGGUCAGCAAGGACUCGUCCGAGGGCCGGAAGAAGUUCAGGGAGGACGUUUCGAAUGCACUCGAGCGGCGACUAUUCUACAUCCCCGCUUUCAAAAUUUAUGGUGGCAUCGCUGGCUUGUAUGAUUAUGGUCCUCCGGGGUGUGCGGUUAAGGCAAACAUUCUGCAGUUCUGGCGGCAGCACUAUGUUAUGGAGGAGAAUAUGUUGGAGGUUGAGUGUCCGUGCGUCACACCGGAGGUGGUGCUCAAGGCGAGCGGGCAUGUGGAGAAGUUUACGGACCUGAUGGUCAAGGACGUCAAGACCUCGGCGUGCUACCGGGCGGACCACCUGCUGAAGGACGCCGUCGAAGACUUGCUCGAGAAGAACCCAACCUUCGCCCCCGACGUCGUUCUUGAGCACAAGAACGUCCUGGCCCGUGUGGACGAGUUCUCCGCUGACGAGCUCGGCGCCCUGCUAACAAAGUACAAGAUUGUGGCCCCAGAAACCAAGAACGAACUGUCCAAGCCUUACCCCUUCAACCUCAUGUUUGCCACCUCCAUCGGACCCACGGGCACUAUGCAAGGCUUCCUCCGGCCCGAGACUGCCCAGGGCAUCUUCGUCAACUUCCGGGACCUGCUGUACUACAACGGCAACAAGCUGCCGUUCGCCGCUGCGCAGAUUGGUCAGGCUUUCCGAAACGAGAUUGCUCCCCGACAGGGCCUCCUGCGGGUGCGCGAGUUUACGUUAGCGGAAAUCGAGCACUUUGUCGACCCCGAAGACAAGAGCCACCCCAAGUUCAAGCACGUCAAGGACCUCGAGUUCCUGCUGUAUCCUCGGGCGGAGCAACUAGGCGCGGAGAAGAAACCGGUGCUGACCAAGAUCGGGGACGCGGUUGCGCAGGGCAUCGUGAACAACGAGACGCUGGGCUACUUCAUCGCGCGCACGUACCUGUUCCUAACGAAGUUGGGCAUUGACAAGACGCGGCUGCGGUUCCGGCAGCAUCUAGCGUCCGAGAUGGCGCACUACGCGCAGGACUGCUGGGACGCGGAGAUUGAGUGCAGCUACGGCUGGAUCGAGUGCGUCGGGCUCGCGGACCGGGCAGCGUACGACCUGAAACAGCAUUCGGAGGAGAGCAAGCAGCCGCUGAUUGCUUUCAAGCGGUACGACAAGCCGCGCGAGGUGGAGCACGUGGUGGUGGCGCCUGACAGCAAGGUGCUGGGCAAGAUGCUCAAGAAGGACAACAAGGUCGUCAAGGAGGCGCUCGAGGCGAUGUCAGAGGAGGAGGCUCUCGCUAUGCAGGCCAAGUUGGAGAAGGACGGCGAAGCCCCGCUUACCAUCUGCACAACGAACCAGACGUUUACGAUCACCCGCGACAUGGUGAAGAUUGCAAAGGAGAAGCGCACGGAGAGCGGCAAGAACAUCACGCCGUCCGUGAUCGAGCCGUCGUUCGGCGUCGGGCGCAUCAUCUACUGCCUCUUCGAGCACUCCUACUAUGCGCGGGAAGGCGAUGAGCAGCGGACCGUCUUCAAGUUCACGCCUCUCGUGGCGCCCAUCAAGGUGACUGUGUUCCCGCUAGUGUCAAACGCCAAGCUGGACGAGGAGGGUUACCAAAUCUCGCAGGCGAUGACUGCCUCCGGUGUUGCGAACAAGAUCGACACGACCGCCAUUUCCAUCGGCAAGCGGUACGCCCGGACGGACGAGAUCGGCGUGCCGUUCGCCAUCACCGUCGAUUUCGAAACCCUUCAGGGCGGCACUGUGACGUUGCGGGAACGGGAAACCACGGAACAAGUGCGCAUCGGGACGAAACAGGUUGUGGGCGUCGUUCGGAGUCUUGCCGACGGUGUGGUUGCGUGGUCGGACGUUGUGGCGCAAUAUCCAAAGGUCGAAGCCAAAGAGGAAAAGUAGAGCCGGCGCGACUGUGCAGCUGCCGUUACUGACUCUGGCUGACCCGACGUCCUUGAGUUUGGAAAUGCGGAAUGGUCGAGUCGGACUCGGUCCUUUGUCUUAGUGCAUCCGCUUUGCACCCCAGAAACGCGUGCUACUUCGAUUUCGUUGCAAAUCAUCAGCUAAUCAUGCUGGUCUGGAUCAGUCUUCAUACGUCUGCGCUUGAUUGGUCACUACGAUCUGACAUUCGCCAAUGCAUGCUUUAACGGUCCCCCGCACGACCAUAACAUGGGGA
Messenger RNA from Klebsormidium nitens, 2432 nucleotides. Lineage: Eukaryota; Viridiplantae; Streptophyta; Klebsormidiophyceae; Klebsormidiales; Klebsormidiaceae. The record is from the annotation of a GenBank genome assembly.